CGAGGCUGAAGACGCUCCUUCACUCUCUUUCUUGAAGAGCUGUGAAUAUCAGCUGACCGCUGUUUCGCGUCGCCUUGUUUGCCUCUGAGAAAUAAUUAGCCUCUGUUUGGUUGGUGAAUGGGUGUCAGUGAGGAGGAGCAACUGUAAGCAAAAUAGUCGUUACUGUUGGGAGUUUGGGACCCAAAAUGAAUGACAAACCUGACCCACUUCUUACUUAGAGAGCUUUGAGCAAACGUGUGGCCACAAUUUCACUUCUUGCUUUUCUCUUCAUUCAAACACAAGGUCUGCCUUGUCUUGCUCUGAGAUAUUUAGGGUUUUAGAUCUACAGGGGCUUCAAUUUCUUACUUGUUUGUAGGGUAUACCCUACAGAUGGUUCUGAUGGAAGGAAAGCUGCAAUUGGUUUUGCUUCUGAUUGUUUGCGGUUCGUGUGUUUCAGAUAAGGGUCAUACUGAUUUGGUGGAUUCUCGAACUGAAGAAAGUAAAGAACCAUGCCCCAAGGGUUGGAUUCUUGGCCCUAAUAAGCGGAAGUGCUUUGCUUAUAUUAGAAGCCCCAAAUCAUGGAACGAGUCAGAGACCCAUUGUAAAAGUUAUAAUGGACAGUUAGCAGCACUCGCUACAUCUCAAGAACUGAUCUUUGCUCAAAGCCUAUGUGUUGAAACCAUCAGUGGCUGUUGGGUUGGAGGAAGAGGUCUCAACUCUACCGCUGGUAUUGGUUGGAGUUGGUCUGAUAACAGUUCAUACUGGAAUGUAUCUCUCUUUCCUGGAAAACCCCUUCAAUCCGUUUGCAGUAAUUUGUCUUGUCACACCAAAAGUUCUGUCGAUGUUUGUGUAUUGGUGACUAAUGGAUCACUCUUGAUUGAGAGGUGCCACAUGUCUCAUGCUUUUAUAUGCAUGGCUGAUUUAGGGAACAGAUGUUUCCACAUGCAUUGCCACAGAGAAUAUCUCAUUAUCCUUGGAGUUGUAAGUGGGUUGAUCCUCUUCACGACAUUAGCUGUAGUGAUUUGGCUUCUUGCAAACAAGCGGAGCAAGAAGCGCAGACGUUCCCGCAAAUUAUCUAAUCCAGCAGCUACUGCAUUAGUCCCUCCAUCGUGGAAAGUGUUCAUGAAAGAGGAACUUCGGUCUAUUACAAAGAAUUUUAGUGAAGGAAACCGUCUCUUGGGAGAUGCCAAGACAGGAGGUACAUAUGGUGGGCUUCUACCUGAUGGUUCAAGGGUAGCGGUGAAAAGAUUGAAGAAGUCUAGUUUUCAAAGGAAAAAGGAGUUUUAUUCUGAAGUUGGAAGGGUUGCAAAGCUUCAUCAUCCAAAUUUGGUGGCAGUGAAAGGCUGCUGUUAUGAUCAUGGUGACCGUUACAUUGUUUAUGAGUUCAUAGUUAAUGGUCCCUUAGAUAGAUGGCUACACCACAUACCAAGGGGUGGUCGAAGCUUAGAUUGGGUGAUGAGAAUGAAAAUUGCGACAACUCUUGCUCAAGGAAUUGCGUUCCUGCAUGACAAGGUUAAACCCCAUGUUGUGCAUCGUGAUAUCCGUGCUAGUAAUGUACUUCUUGAUGAAGAUUUUGGAGCCCAUCUGAUGGGGGUUGGUCUUUCAAAGUUUGUGCCAUAUGAAGUGAUGCAUGAGAGGACAGUGAUGGCUGGUGGCACAUAUGGAUACCUGGCCCCAGAGUUUGUGUACAGAAAUGAGCUUACAACAAAGAGUGACGUUUAUAGUUUUGGUGUGCUACUGCUUGAAAUUGUAAGUGGACGUAGGCCUGCACAGGCUGUUGAUUCGGUCGGUUGGCAGAGUAUUUUUGAGUGGGCAACACCUCUUGUGCAAGCUCAUCGAUACCCAGAUCUCCUGGAUCCGCACAUAACUGCUUUUUCUUCUGAUAUUCCAGAGGGCAGUGUGAUUCAGAAAGUGGUCGACCUUGUUUAUGCUUGUACACAGCAUGUGCCAUCAAUGCGCCCCAGAAUGUCUCAUGUUGUUCAUCAACUUCAACAGUUAGCCCAGACUCCCAUUCUAAAGUAGAUUUUCAGUUAAAAUUGAUUGCUUUGUAGAAGAAAUGAGAAUUUGGGAUUUUGAUCCCCGGUUGUUCAGUGCCACAUCUGACCAACUAGUGUUCAGUGCUAACUAGCUUAGAUGCAAUACAAUCAGUAAUUUAAUAAUUGUUAAAGAUCUGAAUGAGCUUAUAUUGGCUGCAUGUAUUUGGAGUUGCCGGUGGGUGAUAAGGAUCAGAAUCUUUGUAUAGAUUUAGUUUUUUGUUUUAUUA
Molecule: messenger RNA, 2242 nt
Organism: Rosa chinensis
Lineage: Eukaryota; Viridiplantae; Streptophyta; Magnoliopsida; Rosales; Rosaceae
Product: C-type lectin receptor-like tyrosine-protein kinase At1g52310
Exons: 5
Coding region: 370-2001 (543 amino acids)
Biological process (GO): protein phosphorylation
Molecular function (GO): ATP binding; protein tyrosine kinase activity
Source: RefSeq, a predicted model, not a curated record